This is a messenger RNA of Anguilla anguilla (European eel), 2757 nucleotides long. RefSeq names its product eyes absent homolog 1-like. Bases 341 to 2125 code for a protein of 594 amino acids. NCBI's taxonomy places the organism in Eukaryota, Metazoa, Chordata, Actinopteri, Anguilliformes, Anguillidae. The record is from RefSeq and is a predicted model, not a curated record. Gene Ontology annotation, cellular component: nucleus. The transcript has 18 exons. Gene Ontology annotation, molecular function: protein tyrosine phosphatase activity. Gene Ontology annotation, biological process: positive regulation of DNA repair; multicellular organism development; cell differentiation.
CUCUCGUUCUCUACCGCUCUCCUGACACUCCGUGGUCACAGCCCACUGCUAUAACCACUUUCGGGGCUAGGCGCCAGCCUCCAGAAACGCCGCACACGGGGACGCUAAGUGCUUUAACUCUAUAAAGAAAUCAUGCAAAGAAAAACGUGGAUUGUACAUGUAAUUAACGCGUGAGAUCUACCGCAACCAAGACGAUUCGUUUCACAGUGGGGGUGUUGUGUUGAACUAAGACGACGUGGUGGAGAAACGGAGAAAGGAACAUUGUGACAGAAGCAUCACAGAAGAAAAACGCCGCACAGGGUUCAAUGUGUCUGAUCAAUCCGAGCACAGGUCUGUGGAAAUGCAGGAUCUAGCCAGCCCUCACAUCAAAGCCUGUGGAAGCAGUAGUGAGUGUCUCGAUGGUCAGAACGCCAACAGAUCCCAGAUCAGCCACAACCACACAGCGCCAAAUAGCACAGAAGUUAAGAAGGAGCCAAUGAGCAGUCGCAACAUCAUUGUCUCCUUGGCAACAGAGCAGCCUCCGGACAGCCUAUCAGGAUCAGAGAUUGAAAACAGUGGCCUGAGUCCAAGACAAACACAGCAGUUUCCUCCUCAGAUUCACUCCUCAAAUAGGCCCUACCCACAUAUUGUUCCUGCUCCACCAUCAUCCCAAGCGAUGGCAGUAUACGGGCAAACGCAGUAUCCCACAGGAAUCCAGUCAUCCCCGGCAUACCCAAACUAUUCACCCUCGGGACAAGCCUACGGACUCUCGAGUUAUGGUCCGCUAUGGGCAGGCAUAAAAACGGAGGGCGGUCCGCCACACACCACGUCCCCCGGACAAACCAGCCUCUUGAGCUAUGGUUCCAGCUUCAGCACACCCCAGACAGGACAGGCUCCCUACAGCUAUCAAAUGCAAGGGGGAAGUUUUUCGGCGACGGGACUGUACUCAGGAAGCAGCUACCUCUCCAACUCAACUGGAUUCAACGGUGCUCAGCAGGAAUACCCCUCAUACUCCACCUUCAGCCAAGGGCAGUACUCCCACUAUUACAACAGCGGCUCCUACACCUCCUCCCCCUACGGAACGGGGAACACCAGCAGCCCCACCACCCCCUCCUCAACCUCCACCUUCACCCUGCAGGAUGCCACGCCCGCCACGAACGGCCAGGCCCCAACCGACAACCGCCCGGUUGGCGAGUACAGCGUAAUCCAGAGUCAGUCCGCUCGCGUCACAGACUCGGGUUUGGAUCAAAAUGGCCGACCGGCGGAAGGAAAAUCACGCGGGCGGGGCAGGCGGAUCACAAACCCGUCUCCAUCUCUGGACUCGGUCCUGGAGCGCGUUUUCAUCUGGGACCUGGACGAGACUCUCAUCCUUUUCCAUUCCCUCCUCACCGGCUCGUACGCCAACAGAUUCGGGAGAGAUACCUCAACCUCUGUGUCAUUAGGACUUAGGAUGGAAGAACUGAUCUUUAAUCUGGCUGACACACAUCUAUUCUUCAAUGAUUUAGAAGAAUGUGACCAGGUCCAUAUCGACGAUGUAUCCUCAGAUGACAAUGGCCAGGAUCUGAGCGCGUACAACUUCGGCUCGGACGGCUUUCAAACGGCGGCCACCAGCGCCAGCCUCUGCCUGGCCUCGGGAGUGAGGGGCGGGGUGGACUGGAUGAGGAAGCUGGCCUUCCGCUACCGACGGGUAAAAGAAGUCUACACCACGUACAAAAGCAACGUCGCAGGUCUGCUGGGUCCAGCCAAGGGGGAGGCGUGGCUGCAGCUGAGGGCUGAAAUCGAAGCUCUCACCGACUCCUGGCUGACACUGGCACUGAAGGCCCUGACUUUAAUCCAUUCAAGGCCAAACUGUGUGAAUAUUUUAGUGACGACAACACAGCUGAUCCCUGCCCUUGCGAAAGUCCUGCUGUACGGGCUGGGAGCUGCUUUUCCCAUAGAAAACAUCUACAGCGCCACAAAAAUCGGGAAAGAAAGCUGCUUCGAGCGGGUGAUCCACCGGUUUGGGAGAAAAGCCGUUUACAUCGCCGUUGGAGAUGGCGUGGAGGAGGAGCAGGGUUCAAAAAAGCACAACAUGCCAUUCUGGAGAAUCUCCAGCCAUUCGGACCUGGCGGCGCUCCAUCACGCCCUGGAGCUUGAUUACCUAUAGUGCCAUGGCAACCAUCUCCAACGUUGGACUUAACCUGGGAGCCCAUCCUUCAAAAACUGUGGAAACAUUCCCCCUCUUAUUGUGGAACCUGCAUAUAAACCAUGUCUCCUUUGAGUUCCCAUGGCACCCAAAGCCAUAACUAACGUGCCUCGUUUGUUGGUCCAUUUAUUUUCAUCUGAGUGCAUCAUCUGAGGAUAGACUCUUAUUGGUGAGAUGGUUUCACAUAAUGGGCAUCCACAUCACAAGCCCCCAUGGUGACUCGGGAGGCACUGGCUCCCUCCCCUUUUUUUUGCCCCAAAUGGUGGAGGAGGAAUUUGCAGCAGCCCAAUUUGAUGACCUCAUCAAUGUGGGACCGGACUGCUCUCAGAGAAGCUGUCGGAGCCAUUAUAAAACUCCGUUCUCCAGUGCUGUCAAAUGACUGACCGAGGAGCUGGAAUGGCCGGCGCCUCAGUGGAGCUGUGAAGUUCAGCUUCUCCCUUCAGCUUGUGGUCACCCUGUGAAUCGGAGGCACAAGAGCUGCUGAGUCCUGCAUCUGUUAAGGAACUUCUGUUAAGACACCACUUUAACACAUAACAGAAACCCCAGUGAAUCCAUUAAUCUAUCUCUUUAAGAAGGACUUGAAGUGAAUUUUU